AUGGCACCCGAUACGCUCAAGACAAGAUCAGUUGUCGCUCGCGAAAAACGACCCGUCCAAGACAGGUUAACGCCUACUGUACUGUCUCGGGGAAACGUUUUGGGACUUGAAACUUUCUCCUGUCGCUUAAAAUCAACUUUCGUUUUUUCGGUAGUGCUCAUGAGUUUCAUUUGUACUGCGGACGGAGCCAAAAUUUUAUUUAUCCCAUCCCUCGAGUACAGCCAUUGUAAUUACAUGCGAGGCCUUGCCGAGGAGUUGGUGCGCCGAGGUCACAGCGUUACGAUGUACCUGUGCAAAGAAAUGGACUACAGGGACUGUCCCGGUCCUAACAUCGAUGUCAUAACGUACAAAUGGACCGAAUAUAAAACUAAUAUGCCGUUUAAGAAACAAAUGAACAAAGACAUCUUCGAAGGACAAUGGAAACGUCUUUUUGACCAUAUGGAGAUAAUCAAGCAUUUCUUCUGCCAGAUGAUGGAAAAUGACAUGGAAAGCAUCGAAAAUCUGCGACGGAGGCGCUUCGAUUUCGCCGUCAUCGACGGCCUCUUUUUUUCGCGAUGUUUCUAUCUCGUUCCGUACAACCUGACGAUUCCCUAUCUGAGCAUGGCCAGUGUCAUCGAAGAGCUAGACAGCGGACAGCUUAUCGCCCCAGGACUGUUUCCGAGCAAAUAUUCCGACUACACCAACGACAUGACGUUCGUCCAACGUGUUUUGAACACGCUCUAUUUCAUAGUACCGCAUAUCGCCAAAUUUUCCAAAGUCCCGACCGACACCUUUAAACUGGCACCGGGUCUAACCUCGGAGGACCUGGAAGAACUUUAUAGAAAAUCCGAACUGUUUCUCGAGAACGGCGACGUUCUCAUGAACUACCCCAAGCCGGUUCUACCUAACUACAUCCAAGUUGGAGGCUUAACAACUCGACCAGCUAAACCCCUGCCUCCUGAUCUGAGAACCUUUUUCGAUGGCGCCAAAAAUGGAGCUAUAAUCGUAUCUUUCGGAAGUGUUUUUGAAGACGACUCAAACGUGCUCACCCCAAUUCUGCUGUCGGCACUCUCACGUCUUCCGCAGAGGGUACUUUUGAAAGCGUCCGAGGAUAAGGACCUUGGUAAUAUCAAGACGGUCACAUGGCUACCCUUAAACGACGCCCUCGCACACCCCAACACGCGGCUUGUUGUCUACCACUGCGGUAACAACGGUCAUUUCGAAAGCAUCUACCACGGUAUACCCCUCGUUUGCCUGCCGAUAAUCGCUGACCAGUUCCAAAUCGCCAAACGAGUAGAACAUUUCAAGAUGGGCGUUAAGAUCGACAUCCGCAAGCUCACGGCCCAGAUCCUUGUCGACGCUAUCAAAAAAGUCCUUGAUGAUCCGGCGUAUACGCAGAGGGCGAAGAACUUCUCCAGGAUCUUUCACAGCCGGCGCAAAACUCCAGCCGAGAGGGCCGCCGAUGCUGUCGAAGACGUGAUCCAGUUCGGCGGGCAACAUUUACGAUCCCAGCAUGCGCCGAAAAACUGGUUCCUGCUUUUGCAUCUCGAUGUCUGGGUUUUUAUAUUUCUCGUUCUCCAACUGAUUUUUGUGUCGAUCGUUUGGUGCACGAGACGAUUGCUACGGCAAUGGCUACCCGAUAGUUCAACCUCGACUUUCACCAUUUUUAUGUAUAUCUCCGCGCUUCUUUCAGCGUGGGUUUACCUUUAUCUCUGA
Acanthosepion pharaonis is the source of this 1695-nucleotide messenger RNA. NCBI's taxonomy places the organism in Eukaryota, Metazoa, Mollusca, Cephalopoda, Sepiida, Sepiidae. The record is from the annotation of a GenBank genome assembly.